UGAUUGAAAUUCUCUCUCUCCUCCUCUUCUUCUUUUCUCCUCUACCAACCACACAAACCCUAUCAACAACCCCCCUUCACAUCUAAAGAGGGUCUGGCAAGGAGUACGUCUUUCGUACUUGUUCUCUGUCUCGCUCACUUUUUUCCAUCAGAAAAAAAACUUCUAAAAAAAACUUGAAAAUCCCCCAUCAAAAAUUUCCCGCCUCCAUAUCGGAUUCUCCCCCUCCUCCUCAAUCGCAAGAAGAAUACCACAAGAGGCCUCGCUCACCGAACCUCUUUUUCUUGCUUUUACCUCAGCACCUGCCUGUCAAUCUCGCAACAAGUGCCCCUCGUGUGUGUCGGUCAGACGUCACACAUCGCCCUACCCUCACUCGACAAGAAAGGCUCAUCGUCGCUUCCUGUUGCCCUUAUCCCCCCUCCUUCACCACACGCCGACCGGUCCCGUUUAACGACCGAUCGUAAGAUUUCUUGACUUGUAUCCUUCCUCCGUGUCAACCCCAACAACACCGAUACAAUGGCCACCGCUACCAACAACGGCGCUGUCGACCAGCUCGCCAACGACCUGAGCAACGCCUCGCUCAACGGCGCUGACGCCAAGGCCGCUCCCGCCAUCAACACCAACGUUGAGUCUGGCGCUCAGGGCGACAAUGCCGACACCGCUGGCCCUACCCCCAGCUCGGCUGCCCCCCACCCCCAGGCCUCUGCCUCCCUCUACGUCGGCGAGCUCGACCCUUCCGUUACCGAGGCCAUGCUCUUCGAGCUGUUCUCCCAGAUUGGCUCCGUCGCUUCCAUUCGCGUCUGCCGCGAUGCGGUUACCCGCCGCUCCCUCGGCUACGCCUACGUGAACUACAACACCACCUCCGACGGUGAGAAGGCUCUCGAGGAGCUUAACUACACCCUCAUCAAGGGCCGCCCCUGCCGUAUCAUGUGGUCUCAGCGUGACCCCGCUCUCCGCAAGACCGGCCAGGGCAACGUCUUCAUCAAGAACCUCGAUGUCGCCAUUGAUAACAAGGCUCUGCACGACACCUUUGCUGCUUUCGGCAACAUCCUGAGCUGCAAGGUCGCCCAGGACGAGAACGGCAACUCCAAGGGCUAUGGAUUCGUCCACUACGAGACCGAUGAGGCUGCUUCCCAGGCCAUCAAGCACGUUAACGGCAUGCUUCUCAACGAGAAGAAGGUCUACGUCGGUCACCACAUUCCCAAGAAGGACCGCCAGAGCAAGUUUGAGGAGAUGAAGGCCAACUUCACCAACAUCUACAUCAAGAACAUCAGCGGCGAGGUGACUGACGACGAGUUCCGCGACCUCUUCACCCCCUUCGGCGACGUCACCUCUUCCUCACUCGCCCGCGACCAGGAGGGCAAGAGCCGCGGCUUCGGUUUCGUCAACUUCACCACCCACGAGGCUGCCGCCAAGGCUGUUGAUGACCUCAACGGCAAGGACUUCCGCGGACAGGACCUGUACGUUGGCCGAGCCCAGAAGAAGCACGAGCGCGAGGAGGAAUUGCGCAAGUCUUACGAAGCUGCUCGCAUGGAGAAGGCCAACAAGUACCAGGGCGUUAACCUGUACAUCAAGAACCUCGAUGACGAUGUUGACGACGAGAAGCUCCGCCAGCUCUUCGCCGACUUCGGUCCCAUCACCUCUGCCAAGGUCAUGCGUGACAACGCCACUGACUCUGGCAACGAGGACGAGGGUUCCUCUGAGGAGAAGGAAACGGAGGCUAAGAAGGACGAGGAGGAGGAGAAGCCCGAGGAGGCUAAGACGGAUGACAAGGAGGACGCUGACAAGAAGUCGGACAAGAAGUCAGACAAGAAGCUCCAUGGUAAGAGCAAGGGCUUCGGCUUCGUCUGCUUCAGCAACCCCGACGAUGCCACCAAGGCUGUCGCCGAGAUGAACCAGCGCAUGGUCAACGGCAAGCCUCUCUACGUCGCCCUUGCCCAGAGGAAGGAUGUCCGCAAGAGCCAGCUCGAGGCCAGCAUCCAGGCUCGUAACCAGCUCCGCAUGCAGCAGGCCGCCGCCGCCGCCGGCAUGCCCCAGCAGUACAUGCAGCCCCCCGUCUUCUACGCCGCCGGCCAGCAGCCCGUCUUCCCCCAGGGUGGUCGCGGUAUGGCCUUCCCCCAACCCGGUAUGGCCAUGCCUGCCGUCCAGGGCGGCCGCCCCGGUCAGUUCCCCGGCGGUUACCCCCAGCAGGGUGGACGUGGUGGUCUUCCCCAGCAGAUGCCCCCCGUCUACGGCAUCCCUGGCCAGUUCCCUCCCGGCGCCCCCUACCCCCAGCCCGGCAACCCCCAGUUCCUCGCCGCCAUCCAGCAGGUUCAGCAGGCUACCAUGGGCGGUGGCCGUGGCGGUCCCCAGGGAGGCCGUGGUCCCGUUCCUCAGGGCAUGCCCCUGCCCGGCCCCGGUAUGCCCGGCUUCCCCCCCAACGCUCGCCAGGGUGGCAACCAGCCCGGCGCUGGUCGCGGUGCCAACGCCAACGCUCCCCGCAACGCCCCCUUCCCCCAGGGCGGACGCGGAGCUAACGCCCAGGACCUUAACAACGGCAGCGUUAUUCAGCAGCAGCUCGCUGCUGCUGGUGGCAACCCUGGACAGCAGAAGCAGAUCCUUGGUGAGGUCAUCUUCCCCAAGAUCCAGGCGAUCCAGCCCGAGCUCGCCGGAAAGAUCACCGGUAUGCUCCUCGAGAUGGACAAUGCCGAGCUUGUCAACCUCAUUGAGGACGAGUCCGCUCUCAAGGCCAAGGUCGACGAGGCCCUCGGCGUCUACGAGGAAUACAUCAAGGCCCAGGGUGGCGAGGAGGGCGAGAAGAAGGCUGAGGAGACCAAGGCUUAAGCCGUCUCUUCGACUAUCACGCAACGUCAUGAGCAUGAUUUCCUUAUGUCAUCAUACCCCUUAUUAUCGGGCAUCCUUUCGACGACCAGUGAGCAUACGACGACGCUCAUGAGGUCAUUGCUCAACACGGAUUGGGAAAAGUUAUUUGGAAUGAGGCGGCAUAAUCGACUGCAUUUUUAACGCCAAAGGGAUCUCCACGACAUGCAUUUGUUACGUUGGCAGAUCACUGCAGGAUCUGUCUUUGAACAUCCCUGAGGCCUGCAUGUAUGGAUAGACUUCUCCAUUGCCUUAUAGGCUGUAAGAACGGGUGGUUUGCUUGCGGGCUGCCCCCUGUUCUCGUUCUGCCAGGAAGGCUUGUUGGGAUGCGUCGUUUGCUGCCCCGCAGUAUGUGGAUUCUCCAGGAAGGCGUUUUACGGUUGUAUGUUUGAGUCGCGCGAAUCGCCUGGCUUCGCUCGCUUGCGAUGGCACCAAUACCCCCACACAGAACGGUACUCGUUUCUUCAGGACAGGCACAUGGUGGUUAUGAGGAGAGAGUAGGUGGGAAAGUAUCUCCUAAUAGAA
Molecule: messenger RNA, 3381 nt
Organism: Colletotrichum destructivum
Lineage: Eukaryota; Fungi; Ascomycota; Sordariomycetes; Glomerellales; Glomerellaceae
Exons: 3
Coding region: 514-2820 (768 amino acids)
Cellular component (GO): cytosol; ribonucleoprotein complex; nucleus
Molecular function (GO): poly(U) RNA binding; poly(A) binding; mRNA 3'-UTR binding
Source: RefSeq, a predicted model, not a curated record